Messenger RNA from Vicia villosa (hairy vetch), 2187 nucleotides. RefSeq names its product probable beta-1,4-xylosyltransferase IRX14H. The record is from RefSeq and is a predicted model, not a curated record. Gene Ontology annotation, biological process: glucuronoxylan biosynthetic process; plant-type secondary cell wall biogenesis. Lineage: Eukaryota; Viridiplantae; Streptophyta; Magnoliopsida; Fabales; Fabaceae. Gene Ontology annotation, cellular component: Golgi membrane. The transcript has 3 exons. Gene Ontology annotation, molecular function: xylosyltransferase activity; galactosylgalactosylxylosylprotein 3-beta-glucuronosyltransferase activity. Bases 297 to 1814 code for a protein of 505 amino acids.
GAGAUAUGUGUCAGUAAUUGGAAAUUACGGAGACGCAUAUCUCUCUAUCAAAUAGAUUUUGCUAACACCUUUCUCUUUAAUUUCGCAUUUAGCACUAUUAAUACAUUAUCCCAAUUAUCACAUCUUUUAUUAAUUCAUUCCUAAGGUCAAUUCUGCUUCAACUAAAGAAGAAACAAACGCUGAAACUAUUACACAUUUUUAAAUUCAAACUAUACCUUCACCAUCUUCAAACCAACUCAAACACAUUCUUCAAUUUGCUUCAUUAAUUUCAUUAUUGAAUGUGAGAGAGAGAAAACAUGAAGCUCUCAACAUUGUUACAGAAUCGCCGGAGCAACAGCAUCAAGGACCCGCCGGCGUUUGAAUCCUCCGGCGAAGUUACCGGAAAAUCUCCAGUAAGCUCUUUCUGGCUCUUCCUCCACGCCGCGUUCUGCCUUGUCAGUCUUUCCCUAGGUUUUCGCCUCUCCCGCAUUUUCUUCUUGUUCCUGUUCUCCGCUUCGUCAACUAAUUUCUACACUGUUCCCUCCGGCGGCGGUGAAAUCUCUGUCCCGCUCCGUGUUCAUUCCUCCGUUACGGUGAAUCCGAGUGCCAAUGUGGAGAAUCCAGUGAAAAAGUUAGCUAUUAUCGGCGGUUCUGCUGGUAGUCGUGUGGUGGUUGGUCGGCACGGGAUCCGAGUCCGAUCUUGGCCUCAUCCGAAUCCGAAUGAGGUCAUGAAGGCUCACCGGAUAAUUGAGAGAGUUCAAACGGAGCAGAAGGUGUUGUUCGGAGUGAAAAACCCUAGGACGGUUAUUGCAGUGACGCCGACGUAUGUCCGGACGUUCCAGAAGCUUCACUUGAUCGGAGUGAUGCAUUCGCUGAUGCUUGUGCCGUAUGAUCUGGUGUGGAUUGUAGUGGAGGCUAGAGGUGUCACCAAUGAGACUGCUUCUAUCAUUGCCAAUUCAGGACUCAGAAUUAUCCAUAUUGGAUUCAAUCAACGGAUUCCGGUUACAUGGGAUGCUAGACAUAAAUUGGAGGCUCGAAUGCGACUUCAUGCUUUACGGAUUGUGAGAAAAGAGAAGCUGGAUGGUAUUGUGAUGUUUGCGGAUGAUAGCAAUAUGCAUAGUAUGGAGUUAUUUGAUGAAAUUCAGAGUGUGAAAUGGAUAGGGGCAGUUUCGGUUGGAAUACUUGUUCAAUCUGAUACAGAUGGAUCUACGACCUCACAUGGCAAGGAGGAGACCCUAGCGAUGCCAGUACAGGGUCCUGCUUGUAAUGCGACAAGUCAUUUAGUCGGGUUGCAUACCUAUGAUUCGUCAAAGCAUGCAAGGAGAAAUGCAAUUUACGUAGGUGACAGGGCGCCUGUUGUACCUAGAAAACUUGAAUGGUCUGGGUUUGUUUUGAAUUCCAGGUUGCUUUGGAAGGAUUUUGACGAUAAACCUGACUGGAUUAAGGAUAUUAAUGCGUUAGAUGUAGUUGAUGAGGAUGUAGACAAUCCACUGUCUCUGCUGAAAGACAGAUCCGUGUUAGAACCACUUGGGAGUUGUGGACGCCGCAUUUUGCUUUGGUGGCUCCGGGUUGAAGCUCGAACAGACAGCAAAUUCCCACCUCAAUGGAUAAUUGACCCUCCUCUGGACAUCAUCGUCCCCUCAAAAAAUACUCCAUGGCCAGAUGCCACUCCUGCAAUCCCAACUAAUGAAAAGGGGCUAAUUGGCACACAUGAGCAGUCGACCAAGCAUUCUACUAAGACUAGAACAUCCAGAUCUAGACGUAGCCGAAGCAAGAGAAAGCAUGACACCAAAGUGAUAGGUAUGCAAGCCUCUACACAUUCUGAGCAAAAUUGAGAUUUCAGUAAAUGCAAAUUAGGAGUAUAUACUGUGUUAUGGAUAUAAGACUGCCUGCCCCGGCCGGCCCUCAUUGACAAGAAUCUGGAUAAAACAAAUGAAGAGGCUGUGUUCUUACUGGAUACAUACUAGUACACUGGGUUUUACCUUACAUGGGUCAGCAAAUGCUCAUUUGCGUCUGAUUCACCAAAAAAUUUCAUAUAGAUUGUUUCGCUCAUUUUUGUUGAGGGUGAUAUAUAUUCUGUUAUGUGAAGCAAUGACAUAUUUGUUCUUGCUGCAUUUGCUUCUUGGAAGGAAGCUUGUAAAAAUUUUCAUUGGUUGUAGUUGUAAUACAGGUUCUUCUAAAUAGGAAUAUAGUUUCUUUAAUCCAGGA